UAGCAUUACAUGGUUACAACCACAACCUGUGCAGACACAAUUUGCCUGAUCGUGGCUAAGGAGUGCUGCGCGGAUAUUCGCUGUUAAUACUCCGGUACAUUUUCAAAAUUUCGUUUUUUGACAUAGUUUCUGCUGCUGCGCGGGGAAAUAGACGGAGCUUUGGCGCUCCGUGUUUUGAAAGCCCGAAAUAAUCGCUGUCAGGAGGAGACUACUGUAUUGUUGAUGUCAUCCGCGGCAGAGCUGUAGCGACCUUCAAUUUCCAGACAAGACCAGGAUAAACAAAGACUUGUUUUGGGGUGUUUUUUCGUCUUUGUUUUGUUUUGUUUGCCAUUGACACCAGCAGCGAUGAUGGGACUUUUGCUGCGCCGUGCCCUGCUGUUAUCCGUUUUCACUUUCACAGCCGGUCUAGAUUCUAGGCUGGAAUCCAACCCUUUCGGACAGUCGCUUUUUGCGAGGCAUUCAAACAUUAAAGCACAAGCAGCGAACAUCGUAAAGAGAGCUCUGCCUGCAUGGCUGGCUGCAUCACCAAUCCACAACAUAAAACGAAGAAGCACCGAGCAGGGCGACUCCUGCAAAGCAAUUAAAGGAGCUGACACCAAGUUAGCAGAAAACACCCACAGUUAUACCUUCAAUGACCUGAGUGGGUCAGUGUCGCUGGCCUGGGUUGGAGAUGGCACUGGGGUCAUUCUGGCUUUGACGACCUUUCAGGUGCCCUUCUUCAUGAUUAGACUCGGGCAGUCAAAACUCUAUCGAAGUGAAAACUACGGGAAGUCGUUCGAAGAUGUGACGUCCCUCAUCAACAACACCUUCAUCAGGUCAGAGUUCGGCAUUGCUAUCGGGAACAGUGGGAAAGUGAUCCUGACAGGAGAAGUUUCUGGAGGUCUUGGGUCCAGGGUCUUUGUCUCUGAAGACUUUGGAAAGAGUUUCAUCCACCGCGACCUGCCCUUCAUCCCCCUGUCGCAGAUCACAUACAACCCUGACAAUUCCAAUGUGCUUCUGGUCCUCAGCAACAGUAAUGAACUGUGGCUGUCUGAAGAUUUUGGCAGCAACUGGAAAAAGAUCCAAGACACAGUGUGUCUUGUUAAAUGGGGAAGGAAAAAUACAAUUUUCUUCACAUCCAGCCGGAAUGGAUCCUGCGUGGAUCGGGGAAUGCUGGAUCUGAAGAGGUCUAGCAACUAUGGUAAAACCGUCAAGACAGUCGCUAGUAAGAUCUACUCCUUCGGUCUGGGUGGACGCUUCCUCUUUGCCUCUGUGAUGACAGGCAGGGGAACUCUCAGGAUGAUCCAUGUGUCAGUGGACCAGGGUGACAAGUGGAACAUGGCCCAGCUGCCCCCUGUCGGGCACGAGCAGUUCUACUCCAUCCUGGCAGCCAACGACGACAUGGUCUUCAUGCACGUCGAUGAGCCUGGAGAUACAGGAUUUGGCACCAUUUAUGUAUCAGAUGACCGGGGCACCGUGUACUCCAAGUCAUUGGAGCGCCACCUUUACACCACCACGGGGGGCGAUACCGACUUCACUAAUGUCACCUCCCUGCGAGGAGUAUUCUUCACCAGCGUUUUGGCGAAAGAUAACUCUGUGCAGUCUGUGGUGUCCUUUGAUCAGGGAGGGGAGUGGGUCCCCCUGAGGAAACCUGUCAACAGCAAGUGCGAUGCUACAGCUAAAGACCCAGACAAGUGCACUCUCCACAUCCAUGCGGCCUACAGCACUGCUAUGAAGCUGAACGUCCCCAUGCUGCCUCUGACUGAACCAAACGCUGUGGGCCUCAUCAUAUCUCACGGGAGUGUUGGGGAUGCCAUCUCAGUGAUGAAGCCUGAUGUGUAUGUGUCUGAUGAUGGGGGGUAUACAUGGAUAAAGGCCCUGGAUGGGCCCCAUCACUACGCUAUUCUGGACUCUGGAGGGCUGCUGGUUGCUGUGGAGCAAAGCCUCAUUAAACCUAUCAACACCAUCAAAUUUUCUACUGAUGAAGGACAGUGCUGGCGUAAUUACGUCUUCACCAAAGACCCCAUCUACUUUACUGGGCUGGCCUCGGAGCCGGGAGCUCGCUCCAUGAACGUCAGUGUCUGGGGCUACAGAGACGCCCUCCUCAGCCAGCACUGGAUCUCCAUCACCAUCGACUUCAGGGAUCUGCUCACCAGAGACUGUGGUGAUGAUGACUAUGUGCAGUGGUUGGCCCACUCUGAUGACAUCAGUGACCCCAAAGAUGGCUGCAUGCUGGGCUACAAAGAGAAGUUCCUGCGUCUCAGGAAGGACUCUGUUUGCUGGAACGGACGAGAUUUCGAGGUCAACACGUCGCCGACCCCCUGUUCGUGCACCCUGGAUGACUUCCUGUGUGACUUUGGUUACUACCGUCAGGAGAACAGCUCUGAGUGUGUGGAGCAGCCGGACCUGAAGGGCAAAGUGCUGGAGUUCUGUCUGCAAGGCAAAGAGGAACAACUGCAGACCAGUGGCUAUAGGAAAAUCCCCGGAGAUAAAUGUGAGGGAGGAAAGAUGCCUGAGCGUAAAGAGAUCGACCUCAGUAAGAGGUGUGUGAGUGACCUGGUGGGCCCUGAACUUCUGAUCGACGGUCCCUCCUCCAAGUCUGUACCCAUUGUGAUAACAGUCCUCAUCGUCAUGGUGCUGAGCAUUGCAGCCGGAGUCGUCUUCAUCAAGAAAUAUGUCUGUGGUGGCAGGUUCCUGGUUCACAGGUACUCUGUGCUGCAGCAGCAUGUCGAGGACAAUGCUGUUGAAGGGAUGGACGACCCCCUGGACACAGACCACACUCAGAAUGGCAAGAUAGAGUUUCACGACGACUCAGAUGAGGACAUGCUGGAAUAACAGGAUUAACCUGACAUGCUACUGAGCAACAGUUGAGCUUCCAGUUUUUGGCCGCUGCUCCUGUCUCUUUCGUCUCCAACUACUUCUUCCUUUCACCUUCUAGUAUGAAGUUUGGCCUCAGCUAUCAGAUGGAGAGUCUGCGUUGCUCUGCUGUCAUCUAUGAAGUAUGAUGAAUGUACGGAAGCUUCCUGGGACUAUUUCCACAGUGGGGGAGGAAGGGGGUCUUGUAGUAUUGUGCUUCAGUUAUUGAUUCUGUUGAUUGAGUUUAAGUCUCUAACUUAUUUAUUUUAAGGAAUGAAGUACUGAUGCAGUAAUUUAAACUGCUGACAGAGUAAUGGGGUUUGAAGUGAAGCUACUUGUAUAAAUCCACCACUGCAUUAUGGGUCCUGCUUCGCCCAUCACCUGGGAGCGCUCGAAAUACUUCUCAUUUUGGUUGAAGAUCCGAGACCUUUUUUCUCAUGCACUCGUACAUAAACCUGUUCUUCUUUGCUGUUUUUGACAAUUUGCUAGGUGUUAUAACGAUUGCUGUUUGUAGCUGGUUAAUAACUCUCCAAAACAAUUGAAUCCCAUCUUUAAAUAAGGUAUUUGACAGCAAGGAGUAUGUAAAUGUGAGGUUUUUGAGCCUUCUCCUCUGUUGGCACAGAUUUGUGAAAUCCCCUGUUGUAGUGUAUAUUUGGAAUAAAAGCCAGUGUACUUUUACUCCAUGGCAUUUAGAACCACGGAUGAAGUAAUAAGACCCGAGUGGAAAUUGCUUUACAUUUUUGCAUUAGGUUUGAUAGCAAUAACAAUGUUUGGAUUCAGUUUAUUGUCCGUGCAUGUGAAAUAAUCCCAUUGGCACAAUAUCUCUAAUUUAUCCAGCUGUUCCUUUUGAUGAAUGGUCAUUGUGUGAAACACAUUACGCAUAACUGUAUAGGGGGGUAAGGUGUGUCUGUUUCAAGACAGGAUUUGUGUAUGUCUGCAGUUCUAACUGCCCAAAGCACAAGGUCGUUUGUAUGCUAGGAGUUUGUAAUUUGACAUUUUUCCUUAAUGUGACCUAAUGAUUAACGAUCAGUCUGUAAUAAUCACUGUAGUCAUGCACACAUCAUGUUUAUAGUAAUUUGAGCAGUUUUUGUACUAACACACUUUUGAACUGUUACAAAUUGUGAUUCAAAGAAGUCAAGAGUACGAAAUAAUUCUAGUUUGAUAGUAAAUAUCUACAGUUAUUUUUUACAUCAGAUUCCGAUGAUUGAAUACAUUGAUAUGAUUUGGCAUGGAAGCAAUAAGAAAUGUUGUAUAGCAUAUUUAACAAUGUAGCCUAUUAGAGUUAACGGACGUGGUGUUUUUUUAUUUGCAUUUGCAUCUGAGUUUGAGCAAAUACACUGAAUUAUUAUCGAAGGUUUCUCAUUUCACAGAAAACUGCUGUUUUUUAAAAUGAUCUUCAUACUAUUGUCUCAAGUCUUUAAGGGAUUCUCUUUUUUCCUACUUUUUAACAUUUGUUCCAAAAUUAUUUGUCCUUCUUAUUUGAAAUACAAUGCUUUCAUGCAGGUUUUAUUUAUUUGUGACUUGCAGGUUCAGAGUGCAGUAAAUUGGAUGUGGUUAUACAAGUGCCUGGUGUCAGGAUAAGAUGUGAGGCCCUCCUAAUGUGUGGCCAGCAUCUAUUUACUGAAAAUGAUCUGCAUCAACUUAUGUGUAACCAGUCAUAUCAAGUUUGUCAGUGACACCCCGAAGUAGCUCUUGUUGUCUAACAUGAAUCCUUUAGCAGUGACAGACGUGUUUCAUACCAGCUCCCUCUGAACGGCAUGUUACAUUUCGAUAUUUAAAUCAAAAGAGCUUUGUAAAGAAAAUAGCCUAAAAUAAAUAGGUUAUUUUCUCUGUCAUGUCUUGGCACAAUACAUAAUUCUGAGUGAAACUUUGACGAGAUUAAACUCCAUACAGGGUUAUUAUGUAGCUGCUACAAACUGGGAGACACUUGGCAAGGUUUUUUUAUGGGUUUAUUGCAUUCAUAAAAAUGUAACGCAUUUUUUCUUACGAUUUAAAACUGCUGUAUAAAUUAAUAAUUCAUUGUGAUGGUUCUGUAACUAUACAAGGUUACAUCUUUGUGUCUCUCUUAUGUAUAUUUGAGGUUUUUUUCUUUGGGUUUGCCAAUAAAUUCAUAUGUUCCUC
This is a messenger RNA of Gymnodraco acuticeps, 4956 nucleotides long. It is a transcript of the gene sort1b, whose product is annotated as sortilin 1b. Gene Ontology annotation, molecular function: protein binding. Gene Ontology annotation, cellular component: Golgi apparatus; membrane. Bases 346 to 2814 code for a protein of 822 amino acids. NCBI's taxonomy places the organism in Eukaryota, Metazoa, Chordata, Actinopteri, Perciformes, Bathydraconidae. The record is from RefSeq and is a predicted model, not a curated record. The transcript is spliced from 20 exons. Gene Ontology annotation, biological process: vesicle organization; endocytosis; Golgi to endosome transport.